This is a messenger RNA of Nannizzia gypsea CBS 118893, 408 nucleotides long. RefSeq names its product deoxyUTP pyrophosphatase. NCBI's taxonomy places the organism in Eukaryota, Fungi, Ascomycota, Eurotiomycetes, Onygenales, Arthrodermataceae. The transcript is spliced from 2 exons. The coding region runs from base 1 to 408 and encodes 135 amino acids. The record is from RefSeq and is a predicted model, not a curated record.
AUGAUUCUCAGCGGAUGCGAAGUCGUUUCCCGCCAGUUGGUGCGCAACCUGCAGCAAGUCAUCCAGCAGCAACAGCCAUGCGGUGUCGACCUCACUCUACGCCAAAUUUCCAAUUGGGCUUCAGCGGCCACGAUUGACGACGAUAAUAGUAAUCUUCAAAAUCCGCAAAAUUGCAUAGCAAGCGUCUUUCCUAGGUCGUCCCUAUGGCGGCCAGGAGUUAGUAUCAAUGCCGGCGUGGUCGAUGCUGGAUAUGAAGGUGCAGUGGGGGCUUUGCUGGUAGUGAUGAACCCCAAUGGAAUUGUUCUUCAUACAAACGCCAAGCUCGCGCAGAUUGUAUUCGAGGAAAUGGGAUACAAUACAGCGGCGUCUACCAGUUCUCAACAAGUAGCGUUGGACGCGACGGGGUAA